Molecule: messenger RNA, 1311 nt
Organism: Penicillium cinerascens
Lineage: Eukaryota; Fungi; Ascomycota; Eurotiomycetes; Eurotiales; Aspergillaceae
Product: pyridoxal phosphate-dependent transferase
Exons: 3
Coding region: 1-1311 (436 amino acids)
Biological process (GO): L-aspartate biosynthetic process
Cellular component (GO): cytosol
Molecular function (GO): pyridoxal phosphate binding; L-aspartate:2-oxoglutarate transaminase activity
Source: RefSeq, a predicted model, not a curated record
AUGGGAUCAAUCUCCGAAUCACCAGCCAAAGGGCAGCUGGGUUCAAUCUUCUCGACACUUCCUGAAACACCACUCGACGAGCCAUUCGCCGUGAAUGGAGCAUACAAGCAAGACUGCAAUGCGCAAAAGGUCAAUCUAGGAAUCGGGGUGUACCGCACGUCCGAAGGGGCCGCGUGGCCGUUGCGAGUGGUCGAAGAGACGGAAAAGCAGAUCUACGAAACAGGCGAUGUAAAUAGACACGAAUAUCUCGCCAUACAGGGCGACCAAGAAUUCCUCACUCUCGCCUCCGGUCUCGUGUUCGGAUUUGGCGAAGACAAGGAUAGUGAGCCAUCGAUGACCGAACAGCAACGCCAGCGGGUCGUCUCUAUACAAACGGUGUCAGGAACCGGAGCGAACAGACUCGGUGCGGAGUUGUUGGCUCGAAACGUGCGACCGGGAUGCGUUUGGAUCCCAGAUCCUACCUGGGCCAACCAUUAUACCAUCUGGGACUUGGCGGGAGUGCCAAAGAAGGGUUAUCCAUACUACGAUGCCACUUACAAGACUUUCGACUUCGAAGGGACAUUUCGCACACUGUCGACGUCUGCAAAGGCAAAUGACGUUGUGAUUCUUCAUGCUUGCGCCCACAACCCAACCGGAGCUGAUCCUACACAAGAACAAUGGAAAAUGCUGGCUCAGUUGUGCAAAGAAAAGGGCAUCAUUCCCUUCUUCGACCUCGCCUACCAAGGAUUUGCGUCUGGUGAUGCGAAGAAAGAUGCAUGGGCCAUCCGCUACUUCUUCCAGGAGCUUCACGAGGUUGAAUUCUGCGUGGCGCAAUCAUUCUCGAAGAACUUUGGGCUGUAUGGACAGCGAGUUGGUGCUCUACACGUUGCGUUGUCUUCCACCGCCACGAAUGAUACUGCUUCCAAACUGCACGCAAAUCUGUGCCAUCUUGUCCGUGGAGAGUACUCCAUGGCCCCAAGGGGAGGCGCAGAGAUAGUGAAAACUGUCUUGGGUAAUGAGCAUCUCCGGAAUAAGUGGCAGGAAGAUCUUACGACGAUGAGCCAGAGGAUUCAGCUCAUGAGGAAUGCUCUUUUCAACGAGUUGAUAAAAUUGGGCACACCCGGUGACUGGAAACAUGUUAUAAAUCAGGCAAGUUGUUUCAUCGGCAUGUUCACCUACAUCGGGUUGACGGAAAAUCAAGUACAUGCCAUGACAGAGAGGCAUCACAUUUACUUGCUCAAGUCUGGCCGAAUCUCCAUCUCAGGCCUAAACGAAAAGAAUGUUCGGUAUGUGGCGAUGGCGAUCGACGAUGUCAUUCGCACAGUGGAUUGA